GGGGAACGUGACACAGGUUCCAACCGUCACUGCUCUCAGUGACGAGACAUCCACUCCAUUAGCUCCAUUAAUCCGUCGUCUCUCUAUUUCACACCGCCAAUUCCUUAACCACCCUUAAAUUGAACGUGGUAUGCAAUGAGCUCGGCAGGUGGACUUUCUCGAAGGCGGGUGGGUGGAGCUUCAUCGUCCUCAACUUCGGAUGACGCCCCAAGUCCUGGAUGGACACCAAAUGGUCCCAGCCCUAAUGGAACCGUUGCAACGCAUGCAGGCUCUGCUUUUGAAGGUGGAAGUAAAGUUGCAUUUGAUCCUCGCGACCUCGAUCAAGUUGAGGAGGACAGUCGCAACGGUGGAAGAAUGCCUCGGCUGACCAUCAUGGAAGAGGUGCUCCUUCUUGGUCUCAAAGACAAACAUGGCUAUCUCUCCUUCUGGAACGACAGCAUAUCAUAUGCACUUAGAGGGUGUAUCCUCAUCGAACUCGCACUUCGCCGCCGCAUAGCUCUAGUUAAGGAUUCAAAUCAACGCCGGAGUCCACUCGCAGACAGGCUGGUUGAGGUUAUUGACGACAAACAGACGGGUGAAACUAUCCUUGAUGAAGCGCUGAGGAUGAUGAAGGGUCAGGAGUCAGAUAGAAUGUCAAUAACUGGCUGGGUUGAUCUAAUGAGCGGAGAGACAUGGAAUGUCAUGAAAAUUGGAUAUCAACUUAAGCAGGUUCGCGAACGCCUAGCAAAAGGAUUGGUGGAUAAGGGUGUUCUGCGGACUGAAAAGCGUAAUUUCCUGUUGUUCGAUAUGGCCACACACCCCGUCGCCGACGUACGGACGAAGGAUACCAUUAUCACACGGGCGGUCUCGCUACUCACUGCGACCACUUCUACAGUACCACCAAGCGCUUUGGACAAGGAAGGCACUCAAUGCAGGGUCACACGGGCCGUCUGCUUGGUGUGUGCAGCAUAUGCAGCUAGCGUGUUGGACAAUGCGUUUGGCAGAUUGACAUAUGAAGAUAGGGAAGCAGCUUUUCAGAGAUGUGACGAGAUACUAGCGGAGUUUGCUUGUUGGCCGUUCGGGUCUAACUCAGCGACAGGGAGUGGCGGUGGUAGAAGGAGGGAAGCUGUGAAGAUCGGGAUGGGAAAUACUACACCUAGUGGACGGGAGAGCGUGCUCGGUCUUGUGCAAGAGGUGAAGCGGGAGAUGAACGGGGAGGAGGACCACGGGUUCCAAUUGAUUGCAGGAGUCCUCGAAGUUCUUUCAAAAUUAGAUUCACUAUUGUGAAGGGUGAAUGGAUAAUUUUCUGCGCUCUCUUGGUACUUUUUGGAUGUCCAUACGAGCUAUCUAGCUUUUUGUUGAUAUUUAUAUUAUUUUUACCUCA
Messenger RNA from Suillus paluster, 1363 nucleotides. RefSeq names its product Golgi phosphoprotein 3-domain-containing protein. Gene Ontology annotation, biological process: Golgi vesicle budding; Golgi to plasma membrane protein transport; retrograde vesicle-mediated transport, Golgi to endoplasmic reticulum. Gene Ontology annotation, molecular function: phosphatidylinositol-4-phosphate binding. Lineage: Eukaryota; Fungi; Basidiomycota; Agaricomycetes; Boletales; Suillaceae. Gene Ontology annotation, cellular component: cytosol; Golgi cisterna; trans-Golgi network. The coding region runs from base 136 to 1266 and encodes 376 amino acids. The transcript has 3 exons. The record is from RefSeq and is a predicted model, not a curated record.